Molecule: messenger RNA, 1590 nt
Organism: Symbiodinium sp. CCMP2592
Lineage: Eukaryota; Dinophyceae; Suessiales; Symbiodiniaceae
Source: the annotation of a GenBank genome assembly
AUGGCCGCCAUCGGAAAGCCGGAGGUGUCAGAGCACGGCGAGGUGUUCAAGACUCGCCCCUACGUGGAUGGUGCCAAGACCUUGAUUGGUGGCCAGGUGAAGCCUUGGCCGGGCAUCUUCUCCGAGAUCUUUUCCCCGGUCUACUGCUCGGAGACCGGGGAGCGCAUCUGCAUAGGCCGACAGGCCACGAUGUCACCCAAGGAGUCGGUCCAGGCGGUGCAGGCGGCCGCGAAGGCCUGGGACCUCGGCCGGGGCGAGUGGCCCCGGAAGACCCUGGAGCAGCGCGUGGCGGCGGUGGAGAAGCUCAUGGGAAGGUUGAAGGAGAUCAGGGAAAAGAUUGUCACGGUCUUGCAGUGGGAGAUCUGCAAGAACGAUGCCGAUGCGGCGAAGGAGUUCGAUCGCACCAUUGACUUCAUCCAGGCCCUGAUCGCGACAGCUCGGAGGAUGGACUCGACUGGCCCAGUCUGCCAGGAAGGAGUGCAUGCUCUGCUGAAGCGCUCUCCAGUGGGCGUCAUGAUGAACAUGGGUCCGUCCAACUAUCCCUUCAAUGAGACCUACGCCACGUUGAUCCCCGCACUGCUCAUCGGGGACUCUGUGGUCAUGAAGGUGCCAAAUACUGGCGGCCUUGCACAUUUCCUGACGAUGGAGGCCUAUGCCGAGUGCUUCCCUGCCGGUGUAGUGAACUUCGUCUCCGGCCGUGGCCGCGACACGAUGCCGCCCUGCAUGGAGUCUGGGCUGGUGGACAUCUUCGCCUUCAUCGGCUCGUCGAAGGCGGCGGAUGCGCUUGUCAAGGCACACCCGCAGCCACAUCGCUUGAAAAACCUCCUGUCCCUGGAUGCGAAGAACUUGGCCAUCGUGAUGCCAGACGCGGACCUUGAUCUUGCGGUCAAGGAAUGCCUCGCAGGCAGCACAUCCUUCAACGGCCAGCGAUGCACAGCCAUCAAGCUCAUCAUGCCCCAUCGGAGUAUCGCCGAGAAGUUCAACCAGAAGUUCUGCGCAGCCAUUGCAGGUCUGUCAGUGGGCCUUCCCUUCGGAAAGAACAACGUCACUCCGAUGGCGUGCACGGGCACGGACUUCCUGAAGCAGUUGACUGAGGAUGCCGUGGCGAAAGGGGCCCACGUGCUGAACGCUGGAUCCGGCGGUGCGCACUGCGACCGAACGCUCUUUGCACCGACGGUCCUUUACCCUGUGACCGCGGAGAUGCAGUUGUGGACGGCCGAACAGUUCGGCCCUGUGAUCCCCAUUGCCCCGUACGACAGCAUCCAGGAGCCCAUCGAAUGGCUUAGAAAGAUGCAUUUUGGCCAGCAGACCGCCAUUUUCACCUCGCAGGACGGGGGCGCCCCGCCCUCUGCCGAGUUCGCAGAGCUCUUGGAUAUGUGUGCGCUCUGCACCUGCCGGGUGAACAUCAACGCGCAAUGCCAGCGUGGACCAGAUGUGUAUCCCUUUGCCGGCCGCCGCUCUUCUGCGAUGGGAACCAUCUCGGUGGAGGAGGUGCUGCGAGCUGUUAGCGUGGACACCAUGAUUGCCUGCAAGAAUCCAGAGGUCCUGAGGCGUGCCACGCAGGGCUCGAGUGUCUUCGCACGCUUUUGA